AAUCAUGCGUGCAGUCUGAACACACUGAUAACAAAUUGUGGGCGCUCAGUGAUUUUUUUGACACCCUUUAUCUGUGCGCAACGUGCGUAAAGGGACUAUUACUGGACUGGUCAUGAGGGAUAGGGAUGGGCGAGUCUAUUGCAAAGUUAUCAUCUCAUCAUAGUUAUGAAAGAGUUGUUGAAGGCUAUCUCUUAGGCUUUUUUAAAGGUGAUAUCGGCCUAUACCAUUUUCAAUUCUGCACUUCAGUCAGUUACUUUAAUGACAAUGAAUGAUAAAGAUCUCAAAACAGUUUAGAGCUUAAACCACAAAUGUAAUGGUGUUAAAUAUUUCCGAUGCGGUAUCACGCGUUAUUCCGUUUGUGUCUGUCAGUAUCAUGCGGUUCCCUUCCGCACGAGAAAGGAGGAGUUCGAGAACAGCCUUUAAGGAACACACUGUCAGCGCACGGGUCAAACAUUUACUGACCGUAGACCAACCGGAUCUCCAAAUGUUUGAUUUUCCCCGCUUGCAAUUGGGUAUCAAUGGGCGGCACUCCAAGGAAUAACAUCUCCCCAUCAGUAAAGCUGCGGUGCAGCAUGCGCGCCUUUGCCAAGCACAGUUUGACAGAACAAUUUCGAUUUUAGGAUGAAGAGAACUUACAUGGAUGAUUAUUUGACCGCAUCCGAUAUUUUGGCUCAACACUGAAGUGGGAAUAAAAAGAGAUGUGCAUCAGUGGUCAAUACAAGCUUUAUACGUCUCGUGAAAAUACAACAAACUAUUUUUCAGGACAGCGUAAAGGACCGACUGCAGCUGUGUGCGAGAGGCGGACAUGAACCGUACUUCCCAGCAGCACAGUUUCGUCAUGCACCAUAUGGAGCUGAGUCCCCUCACCAUGUACAUGGACGACAACGCGACCCACAACGCCAGCAAUGGGGAGCAUAACGCCACUGGCUGCGUGCAGAUUCGAAUCCCGCAAGAGUUGUUCCUAACGCUGGGCCUCAUUAGUCUGGUUGAAAACAUUCUGGUGGUGCUGGCCAUCAUAAAAAAUCGCAACCUGCACUCACCCAUGUACUACUUUAUCUGCUGUCUGGCUGUCUCCGACAUGCUGGUGAGCGUCAGUAAUGUGGUGGAGACGCUGUUCAUGCUCCUGAACGAGCAGGGGUUGCUGCAGGUGACCCAAGAUAUGCUGAGACACCUGGACAAUGUCAUAGACAUUAUGAUCUGCAGCUCUGUGGUGUCCUCGCUGUCUUUCCUGUGCACCAUCGCUGCAGAUAGAUACAUCACCAUCUUCUACGCUCUACGCUACCACAGCAUUAUGACCACGCAGCGCGCCGUGGUCAUUAUCGUCCUGGUGUGGAUGGCCAGCAUCACCUCCAGUACGCUAUUUAUCGUCUACCACACCGACAACGCCGUAAUUGUUUGCCUGGUGACGUUCUUUUUCAUCACGCUAGUGUUCACUGCCGUGCUCUACUUGCACAUGUUCAUCCUGGCACACGUGCACUCGCGGCGCAUCAUGGCCUUUCACAAGAGCCGCCGCCAGGCCACGAGCAUGAAGGGAGCCAUCACGCUCACCAUCCUGCUUGGGGUCUUCAUCCUCUGCUGGGGCCCUUUCUUCCUCCACCUCAUCCUCAUCCUCACCUGUCCCAAGACGCCAUUCUGCACCUGUUUUUUCAGCCACUUUAACCUUUUCCUCAUCCUCAUCAUCUGUAAUUCGCUCAUCGAUCCUCUCAUCUAUGCCUAUCGGAGCCAGGAGCUGCGAAAAACGCUCAAAGAACUGCUCAUCUGCUCAUGGUGCUGGCACUUCAGUAUGUGACAGCGGGCCCCAUGUUCACACCUGAAUCCAAACUCUAACCCUGGCAUCGAGCUGACGGAGAUGGUUAAUAAUGGAAGGAGUUGAAAUAGUUUGGGGAGUGGAAGGUUGGCCUCCUCAAAGCGUUGUUGUGAUGCCAAUGGUGAAAACGUGUCUGGCCUCAAACGGUCGAGUUGCGUUUCUUUGUUGAUCUACCGGGAAGGAAUUCAGGAUAGCGGGACAUUGCAGUUUGUGCAUGUUGCGCUUAGGAUCGUAGCUUUUUCUAUGGCUGAGGCUCUGGGCCUAAGACUUUAAGACACAGUAUCAAUUAAAACUAUCUCAUUAUAAUGAUCGUUUCCGUCCAACUGCCAAGCGGAGCUCUCUUUAAGAAUAUCCUAAUGAACAUUUGACUGCCACGGGUCCAGUUUUCUCAGGGAACGAAAAUACUAACUUUUAUUGCUAUAUGUUGAGUUGGAAAACAUGG
Molecule: messenger RNA, 2249 nt
Organism: Osmerus eperlanus (European smelt)
Lineage: Eukaryota; Metazoa; Chordata; Actinopteri; Osmeriformes; Osmeridae
Gene: mc1r
Product: melanocortin 1 receptor
Exons: 2
Coding region: 806-1789 (327 amino acids)
Biological process (GO): regulation of metabolic process; adenylate cyclase-activating G protein-coupled receptor signaling pathway
Cellular component (GO): plasma membrane; cytoplasm
Molecular function (GO): melanocyte-stimulating hormone receptor activity
Source: RefSeq, a predicted model, not a curated record